Colius striatus (speckled mousebird) is the source of this 699-nucleotide messenger RNA. RefSeq names its product clarin 2 (gene CLRN2). The transcript is spliced from 3 exons. The record is from RefSeq and is a predicted model, not a curated record. Lineage: Eukaryota; Metazoa; Chordata; Aves; Coliiformes; Coliidae. Bases 1 to 699 code for a protein of 232 amino acids.
AUGCCUGGCUGUUUUAAAAAGACUUUAUUUGCCUUGGCUUCUCUAAUAAGUUUUGUGUCCUCUUUCUUGAUUGUUGUUGCAAUGGGGACUCCAAAGUGGAUGACGGGAAAGAUCCUUUGCAAAACAGGAGCUGACUUGGUCAAUGCCACAGAUCCAGAGCUGGUCAAGUUCAUUGGAGAAAUAUACUACGGCCUGUUUCGGGGCGGCAAAAUCCGCCAGUGUGGGUUGGGCGGGCGGCGUUCUAAAUUCACAAUUUUCCCACACAUGGUGAAAAAGCUGAAUACAGGCCUGCACAUGAUGAUUAUAAUAUUCCUCUGUGUGGCCAUUGUCUUUUCUCUGGUCAGUUUUGGAUUCUGCAUUCUCAACGCAAUAAAAGUUCCGUACCGAGCUAUUAAAGGUCCAGCAGGAAUAUGCCUUUGGAAUUUUCUUGCAGGUGGAUUUGUAGUUCUUGCAGUCACCAGCUUUAUGGCUGCUGUGAAACUCCAUCACCUCACAGAAAGAAUUGCCAAUUUCCGGGAAAACGUCUUUCGGUUCGUUAUCUUAGAAGAACGCUUUGAAGACUGUUUUUGGCUUUGUGUGGCAAGUGCCACAGCACAUGCAGUAAAUAUGCUGUUAAUAGCCAUUAGUGAGAUCCAUUUUCCUAAAAUCAAGACUAAACCAGAAGAAGCAAAUGUUACAGCAGAAGAUAUCAUGUACUAA